Misgurnus anguillicaudatus (oriental weatherfish) is the source of this 4907-nucleotide messenger RNA. RefSeq lists its product as uncharacterized. Lineage: Eukaryota; Metazoa; Chordata; Actinopteri; Cypriniformes; Cobitidae. The record is from RefSeq and is a predicted model, not a curated record.
CUGUGCCAAUUCGAAAUGAAUCCUCAAAAUUCGUCUUUUAAACUGCUAAGGAGAGAACAAAUGGAUCCUUUACAGCUGAGGCUAUCUCAAGAUUAAUUGCCCGCCUGUAACGGCUGAUAAACAUUUAAACCUUUGUUAAAUAAUGUAUUUAGCAGAAAAAAGUUUCUUGUCACUAUUUUAAUAUUAUAAGUUGUUUAGUAUUAAUAUUAUUCUAUGUAUGUUGCGUUUGGUUAGUUUAAUUUACAUCAACGUGUCAUAUUUUCUCAAAAUUAAUAUUUUUUUGGUAUUUUAAUCGGUCAGAAACGUCUCCGCUGUGUCCCGCUGACAGGCGCGGUGUGCGCGUGCAGCAUGUGACGCACAUUAUGGAUCCUCUGAAGGCUAGACCUUCUGUGGACUUCGGAGGCUGCGACCUUUAAAGACCGAGUGCUCGCCUUCUGAGGUCACGUCCUUAGAAUGUCACAGCUUUCGAAUUGGGACAGCUAAUAAAUGUUUCUUUUUCUCUUUUUUUAAAUAAAUGACUUGGUUCUUUAUCGUAUGAUAAAAUGAAUGUAGGGUGACUAAAGCACGAGGACGUUCAUUAUAUUUCAAAUCAUCUAAUUUAAAGCAGCCAUAUUUUAUUGAAUUGUUGAUCCAGUUUACAAAACUGACCUAAAUCAUGUUUUAUCAAAUUAGACUCAUCUGAUUGUCGGGAUGACAGAAGAAACAUAGUCAUGGGUUUAUAUUUACUUUCUUAAAAUAUUCCUAAAUGCUACUGUUUUUUUGCAAUCUGCUGCUAUUCAUUCAUUUCAUAUAGGAUACAGAAGUAACUAAAAGUGUACGUGACACCUCAGAGGGUCUACUGUAAUCCUUUGCUGUUAAAUCUGAUUAUUAAAAUACACUUAACAGAGGUCAGGAUGUAAAAGUGGUGUAGACAUUGCAGUAUUACAGUUCAAAUAUUAUUUUUAAAUAGACCAAAAUUAUUGCUGAAUAAGAAUAAACUUUAUUUUGCAAAUCUUUCUAAAUGGUUGAGACAUGUUGAAUAAAUAAGUAAAUAUAUAUAAUGUCCACAAGAUAAGUAUUUGAACAAUGUACAGAUGCCAUUGCAAUCAGAUAGAAAAUACCACGUAGUAUUACUUAAGUAAUAAAAGUAGCAUUAGUUUUAAAGAUAAAUGAUAUUAAAAUAUAAAAUAUAUGUUACUUAAAAUAAAUAAGUGACUUGAAUACCUUUUGGUUGUCAGCCUAUGGAUAAGCAUCACUUGUUUGAAGUUGACAGGAACAUACAUCCAUUAAAAAUGAGCUUGGGAGCAUUAGGUUAAAAGCUAUGGCACAAAUGACCCUUAAAGUGAAGUUAGCUAUGAGAAAAGAUCUAGCAUCAUCUGUUUGUAGGUCAUUAAGUUUGAUGUUUUGUUAUCUGUGUAAUGAAAUUCAGGCAUUAGUAGCUUAUAUCAAUUACCAAGUGAAAAGUGUCCAAAUACUUUCAGUGGCUCACUAUGUGCACGAGGAUUAAUACUGUUUAUAUCCAGUCCCAAAGAACUCUUAUCCCUCUGUUGGUUGUAAAACUAUUGUCAGGGUUGGGAAUUAUGGGGCAGAGAAGGAAAGUUUUAUGCUUCCCUUGGUCGGUGUCGUUUCUCUUGCAAAUGAGUAUCUUGAUGAUGGUGCAGAUGUUCUGUAAUGAGGGUCAUUAGGAGCGAGAAUAAGAAUGGGAUGAACUGGCAGGGCUCUAGGCGCCUCAUUAUGCAGACACAUUUUAAAAGGUCGAUGGGGGUGCGAAUGGCCGCUUAAGGGUCCCGAACACAAAACCAGGGGGAGGAGAGUCAAAAGAAGCCAGAAUUCAAAUUGCACGGCUUAUUGUCAGAGCAGGAGGAUUUAACCUCGGAGAGGUAAGGAUAUCAGGAGCGCAACGCCGACAGCGGAUAUAUUUGGACACUUGGAGAUGGCCGCGGUUACGCACGCACGGAUUUCACUGCUGAUCCUCGCUUUCGUGGCUUUAACCGUAGGAGUACAAUGUCGAUCUUUGCGUAAGCAGAUUCGGAAGGUGACGUCGUUUCAAGGAGAGCGUAAAAUCCGCAUGGACAUUCAGAGACGGAUCCGUCGAGAGCCGGGGUCCGAGCGCGACCAGUGCGCCCUCCUGAGCGCGCCGUGGACGGAGAGCACCGCUCCUUUUGGGGACUGGGGUCAAAUGUAUCGCCUGAAGAUAUUAUCGACGAUGGGUGAUGGUCCACGUCGUGCCGUUUUCCCAGAACCACCUCUCUUUCAGUUCGUUAGACGGGUUUAUCGAUGUUGUCAAGUUGGGUACCACUGUGGAAGUGUCAAAGGAAUACAAGGACGAAAACCUGGUGACUCCAACAUUGAGUUUCUGCUUGGGGUGGAUGUGUUGUCCGCACCGUUGGAGCGUGCAGAAGUUCAUUUCCAAUUUUCUAAUCCCCAACACCUCAACAUCCUCCCUGUGCUUCCCUCUUUGGAAAAACGAGGGUUCCCUACCAGGUACAACAUCUGGUUGCGAGGUGGUGUGGUAGAGCUGAGAGUAGAUCUGCUCGCCCUCUUCCAGGCACUGCAGCUGGCUAUCGGAGGAGCCAAGAGAGGCCCAAGCCUGAUGGAAAUGCAUCGGGUGAGGGGUUUGACCAGACCAGGGGUCCUUGACCAAAAGGAAAUCCCCCCAGCCCCUCAAGACACAGCGCCCGUAUUGAAGGGGGAGGUGAAUGAAGACAUGGACGGUGCUGCCCCCCAGCAGCUGGCUUUAGAGCUUGGACUGGCAUUACACUGCAGCCUAGAAAACAAUAUCACACAGCCCUGUCGAAAUUAUGGUGUGCAUUUAGCACAUGCACCCUUUAUUGCUCUGACGUACAGAUAGCUAUAUCUUGAACAGCGUCUUGGGGGAUGCAUUUAUAAACUGUCUGUGUCCAACCAAACACUGUCAAUCUCUGGCCCCCCUCCCCAUCAUGAGUUCUUUGUGGCCAUAAAGUCUCUGUCCAUUCAGUCCACUAACACCUGGUGUGAAUGUUCCCUGGAUGGUUCGCUAUUUCAGGAAUUGCUAAUGAUUCCCAUUGUUUUGCGACAAAGGUUCGGCAACUCUUUUAGUGUAAUUCGGAGUGGCCGGUGUGGUUAUGGAACACUAUGCACUUCAGCAUGUAAAUUGAAUUUAUUAACUUAAAGGUUUAUUUGUGGUGAAAAAUUAUCACUUUAUAAAUGUAAAUAGUGUAUAAUUACAGUUAUAUAUAUAUAUAUAUAUAUAAAUAAAAAAUUUGCAUUGUAUCUGUGUGCCCAGCAUUUUUUACUGUUAGUAUUAUCGCAACUGUUUAGGUAUUGAACGUAAUUUGAUUCCAAAAGAAGUCAACUGAAUUUAAAUUAAAAAGAAGAAUUAAAAAACAACUAUGUGCAGAUUUUAAGAAAUACACCAAGGCCUGGUUUCACAGACAAGGCUUAGCUAAAGCAAUGACUAGGCCUUAGUUAAAUUAAGAUGAAAAAAAGACGUUACUGGUGUGUAUCUUGAGACAAAUCAAUGGCACUGGCACACUUUAAGAUCUGUCAGUGUAAGUUAUUUUUUAGUUAAGACAGCUCAAAGAUGUUUAGCCUCAAGCCUUGUUUAUAAAACCAAGGGUAUAUGAUUUUAUUCUUUAUCAUUUUAUAAUUCAUCUUACAAGCAUUUAACUCAAGCUAACUAUUCAGAAACAUUGCAUACAUUCAAAGUACUGUAUGAUGUAAUUACUAAAAGAUUUACCGGAGAGGUUUUUUCUUGUAUUUCUGAUAAACUUAUUCUGUUAUAGCAAUAGUUGUUUCAAUGGCUGGUUUAAAGGAGCAUUUCACCCAUAGAAACAUUAAUCUGUAUUGAAAGUGCGUCAUAUUUGUAGUCGAAAUGUAACAUACAUUUCGAAUUUGGUGCCUAUUUGACCGAAAAAAGGGGUGUUUGUAGUCUCACCCCCUCAACAAAGAUAUAGGACUUCCUGCUUUCAAUGAUGCAAAAUGAUGAUUUUUACAUCAUUGAAAGAAGGAAGUGCAACACUGAAAUCUGUAUUUCUCCUGUCUCAGCGGCAACUGAGAAAAUGAUGCAUGACCAUUCAAAAACAUGACUGGGGUUCUAACUAUACAAAGCUUAAUGCAAAUGGGUGAAGUGUCCCUUUAAUGCAGAAAACAUUUUUGGGUGGAUUCCCGGACAGGGAUUAGUUUAAGCCAGGACUAGGCCUUAGUUUAAUUAGGAAAUAUAACUAGUUUUAACAAACAUGCCUUACUAAAACUAUUACUUGUGUGCAUUUUGAGGCAAAACAAAGGGCACUGAUGUAUUUUAAGAUAUGUCAGUGCAAGUUGUUUUCAGUUUGGACAACUCUUACAUUUAUUUUAGUCUAGGACUACAAUCUUUGUUCGGGAAACCGCCCCUUUAGCUUUUAUUAUGUGUGUAUAUGGCACCUUUUGUUUGUUUGGACACCAUUUACCCAAUUGUAUUUAUUUAUAUAAUAUGGGGUGUUGAUUACCGGUCACUACAGUGGCGGCUCGCUCUUCCAAGGGGCGCAAAUUCAAAAUAAGUGUUCGGAGUGUCAUGUAUGUUGCUCUUGUUUUCAAAAUAUGUGUUUGUUGCGUUAUGUGAAUCAUGUGCAUCACGUGUUUUGUCAAAAUAAGUGCCUGUUGCACACGCGUCAAAACCGUUUAUGAUAAAAAAGACGCUCACGUUCACAAAAUACACGCAAGACACUCCCUUAACAGUAAACUCUGAUUACGCAUGAGAUUAUGUGAGCGUCUCUUUUAUCAUAAACCCUUUAGACGCGUCUGCAGCAGGCACUUAUUUUGACAAGACACGCGAUGCACAUAGGAUCACUCGACGCGCGAACACAUAUUUUGAAGUUAUGAACCACACACAUGACGAGCUAAAUAAAUGUUGUGACAAACUUCGAGCGCCCUUGAUAAAAGAAGUCACCGACUGGGUCACUAUGCAAUAA